Molecule: messenger RNA, 540 nt
Organism: Cylindrotheca closterium
Lineage: Eukaryota; Bacillariophyta; Bacillariophyceae; Bacillariales; Bacillariaceae
Source: the annotation of a GenBank genome assembly
AUGCACCGACUCUCGUCGUUUGCAACGACGCAACAAGUACGAGUUACGGCGACAUCCAGAUUUAUUGGAACUUCAAACCCAGCCUUUCACUUUCCUCCCGCUGUUACACCGGAUGUACUUCGAAGCAAGUAUCGAUUUGCAUACCGUGUUCGCGUUGAGAAUUUGUCAAGCCACCAAUACGUGCAACUCCUUGGCAGAUAUUGGGAAAUUCAGGAACACGAUGGUCCUCACUCUCAAGAUGCAGUAGAUUCUCCCAUUGUUGUAAAUGCACCAGAAACUGGAGCUGUUGGUCAGCUCCCAGUUUUACGGCCAAAUCAAGUGUUCGAGUAUACCAGCGGCGCUGACCUUGGGACAUCAAGAGGGAGCAUGCAAGGCCACUUCUACAUGGCAGUAGUUCCAGAGGAUGCAGUAUGCCUCAAUUCUGGGGACGAUGUCGACAUCAUUCAGGAAUCAGACAAGUUCGAAGCAGUCGUGGCGCCGUUCCCUUUGGUUGGCUAUUGUAGCAGCAAUCUGGGUCCGCAAUCGGAGAUAGAGUCAUAA